GUUAUUCCUGGAAUAUCUGGCUUUUAUUAAGAGAGGAAGCGUGGCCAGGUGCAGUGGCUUUCACCUGUAAUCUCAUCACUUUGGGAGGCCAAGGUGGCAGAUCACUUGAGCUCAGGAGUUCAAGACUAGCCUGGCCAACAUGGUGAAGCCCCAUCUCUACUAAGAAUACAAAAAUUAGCUGGGUGUCAUGGUGCAGACCUGUAAUCACAGCUACUGAGGAGGCUGAGACAGGAGAAUCCCUUGAACCUGACAGGCAGUUUGCAGUGGGCCAAGAUCACACCACUGCGCUCCAGCCUGGAUGACAGAGUAAGACUUUGUCUAAAAAAAAUAGAAAAAAAGAAGUGAAGUAUAACAAUAAAUCCGUUCAUGUUAGUAGCAAGGGAAGGUCAGUUUACUAUUUUUUCCUCUAUAAUAGCAGUUCUCAAAAUGCGGUCCCAGGGCCAGUAGCAUCUGCAUCAUCUGGGACUUGUUAAAAAUAAACAUUCUUAGCCUGUACCUCAGACUCACUGAGUGUCAUGGAAGCAGAAGCAGCAAUUUGUUUUUUAAGAAGCCAUCCAAGUGAUUCUGGGCUAAAGUUUGACACACAUUGGUGUAAAUUUAAAAAGCAUGUUUCAAACUAUGAAAGACCUGGUUUCAAUUCUAACGUUAGCUAGAUGAUUUUGGAUACAUCAUCUAAUUUUCUGGUGCCAUGGUUUCCUUAUCUGGUUAAUAAUAUCCCUAUCACUGGUCGUAUAAGUAUUACAAAUACUACCUGAUAGGUGAUAUUGCUCAUUUGCUUACUGGAAGGCUCUCCUCUCCAAGUGAUUCAGAUGCACGCUUAAGUUUGAGAACCACUUGUUUCAAACUUUGGUCUAUAAGAUGUCAUACAUUGGAAACAGAAUCAGCUAUAGAAUUUGCAAGGUCCAUUGUAAAAUGAAAAUGCAGAGUCCAUUGAUCAAAAAUUAAGAAUUUCAAGAGAGUGAGAGCAGAGCAUUAAACCAAGUGUGACAACCCACUAAGCUCAGCCCUAUGAGUGCUCAGCUUUUGAAUGUCCAAAGACAAGUUUCUGCUUCUAUCUAAACACACUAUAUAUUUUUUACAUUAACAUAAUAUAAUUGCAUGAAAGUAGGCCACGUUUCCCCCUUAGACAUUACCAAUCUUACCUCCUGAGCUGUUUCCCUCCGUAGAUAGACAUGAUCAUUAGCUUCCUGGUUUUUGCUCUCUCUGUUGUCAUCCUUUUAGCUAUUCAAAUAUAUUUUUACUUCAAGACCCAACUUAAGGUCCCUAUCCUCCAUGAAAUCUUUCCUUACCACCUUAACCUACUAAUCUGUCUUUUUAAACGUAUCUAGUACUUAUUUUAUACCAAACAUUUAGCUUUUUUAAUAUAUCAAUGAGUGCUGAUCACUGUGUUCAUAUUGUUUCUAGAGUUUGAAUACAAGCAUCUUGAGCUUUGAGAUAGUGUCAUCAUUUUACAAUGGAAAGGGCACAUGCUUUUGAGCUCAAUAAAGCUUAGGUGUAAAUACUGUCUCCCACUUACUAGCUGUGACUGGGGAAAUUAAUCAACUUUUGAGUCUCAGAAUCUUCAUUAGGAAAAUGGGAUAAUAAGACCUGUUGUGAAUGAUUCAAUAAUAUAUGUAAAGCUCUUGGCAUAUAUAAGGGCUCAUAAAAUUUUAGUUCCUCUAUCACAUGUACGCUUCCUUAUAUCUGAUUUUGCUUCAGCCAAUAUCCCAGUGCUGAGCACAAAGGCAGUAUUCAAUAAAUAUUUGCUCUUUGGAAGAUAUAUAUAUUUAAUGUACUAUUUUAUAUUUACCCAAGAACUAAACCCAUUCUAUGCUGAAUUUUUGUAUAAUGUGUUAUCUCUUACUUGUUUGUAAGUUUUUGUCUUCACAUGCCAGCUUUUGUAAAAAUAAAUAAAUGUUUAAUUUUGUAGACUUCAUAUUUUCAAAGCAUAUUCACAACCAUAUUAUUAAAGACACUCUUAAUGGGUAAAAAGAUAGAUCUUACUCCCAAUCAAGAAAUGGGAAAAACUGGCACUGGUAGCUAAGGAAUUGCUCUAAAUGACAGUACAGGCUUAUUUUAAUACACAGUAAAAUGUCCAAGAGGCUUUGUUUCAUUAUUUUUUCCCACUAUACCAAUCUCUCAGGUCAAAAAAAAAAAUAGAUCUGUAAAGUAUAUACAGGAACAACUAUUUUAAUUAAAAUAAUAUAAACAAGCCUGUUUCUUUUUAUUCUGGUACAGAGUAGGCACUUGAUGACUGGAUUAAAAACAGCACAUGAUGUACUAUCAAUUGCAGUUCCUGGUUUACAGCUCUAAGCAGUAGAGAGUGAGUUUUUUAAACUGCUCUUUUUGAUAAAUGCAUUUUAAAGAGGGCUUUUUCUUCCAAUGAAAACUUAAGAACAAGGUUCAUUAUUUUUAAGAUAGUUUCAAUUUGAGGCCUAGCACAUCAUGCUUAAGAGCUGGCUUUUUCCUUACGCGAAUGAUCCUUUCUCUAAACUGGUGGAAACCACACUUUGGCUGCCAAACUUAUGACUCAAAGGCCCUAGAGGGCUUUUUGUAGCUUCCCAGCCACAGUCCAGAAACCAUAAGCUAUUCCACGUGAAACAACCAAACACGGUCGCCCAAGCCAAAGGCCGGCUACCCUCAAGCCUUCUGUAUAAAAGGCAAAUGAGAAGGCAGCACCCCUUUCUGCUACCACCCCCUUCUGCUCCCACCCCCUUCUGCUCCCACCCCUUUCUGCUCCCGCCCCCUUCAUGUCUGUAGUAGCCAAUCACUUUUCUCUGUCGUGUGGUCGGCCUCUGGGAUUGGCCAGGGACUGGAACGGCGCGGAACCACUGCGCGAACAGGCGGAGCGAGGAGACUUGUCCGUCACGUGCGGCAGCCCUGCCUCUCGGCCUCACCGCGCGCCUGGCGGGGUUGGGGGGCGGGGACCGAGAUCUGCUGCGCCUGCGUUGUGGGCGUUCUCCGGGAGCUGCUGCCUUCACCGCCGUCGCCACUACCACAGUGUUCGGGUGUAGAAUUUGGAAUCCCUGCGCCGCGUUAACAAUGAAGCAGAGUUCGAACGUGCCGGCUUUCCUCAGCAAGCUGUGGACGCUUGUGGAGGAAACCCACACUAACGAGUUCAUCACCUGGAGUCAGAAUGGCCAGAGUUUUCUGGUCUUGGAUGAGCAACGAUUUGCAAAAGAAAUUCUUCCCAAAUAUUUCAAGCAUAAUAACAUGGCAAGCUUUGUGAGGCAACUGAAUAUGUAUGGUUUCCGUAAAGUAGUACAUAUUGACUCUGGAAUUGUAAAGCAGGAAAGAGAUGGUCCUGUAGAAUUUCAGCAUCCUUACUUCAAACAAGGACAGGACGACUUGUUGGAGAACAUUAAAAGGAAGGUUUCAUCUUCAAAACCAGAAGAAAACAAAAUUCGUCAGGAAGAUUUAACAAAAAUUAUAAGUAGUGCUCAGAAGGUUCAAAUAAAACAGGAAACUAUUGAGUCCAGGCUUUCUGAAUUAAAAAGUGAGAAUGAGUCCCUUUGGAAAGAGGUGUCAGAGUUACGAGCAAAACAUGCACAACAGCAACAAGUUAUUCGAAAGAUUGUCCAGUUUAUUGUUACAUUGGUUCAAAAUAACCAACUUGUGAGUUUAAAACGUAAAAGGCCUCUACUUCUAAACACUAAUGGAGCCCAGAAGAAGAAUCUGUUUCAGCACAUAGUCAAAGAACCAACUGAUAAUCACCAUCAUAAAGUUCCACACAGUAGGACUGAAGGUUUAAAGCCAAGGGAGAGGAUUUCAGAUGACAUCAUUAUUUAUGAUGUUACUGAUGAUAAUGCAGAUGAAGAAAAUAUCCCAGUUAUUCCAGAAACUAAUGAGGAUGUUAUAUCUGAUCCCUCCAACUGUAGCCAGUACCCUGAUAUUGUCAUUGUUGAAGAUGACAAUGAAGAUGAGUAUGCACCUGUCAUUCAGAGUGGAGAGCAGAGUGAACCAGCUAGAGAAUCCCUAAGUUCAGGCAGCGAUGGAAGCAGCCCUCUCAUGUCUAGUGCUGUCCAGUUAAAUGGCUCAUCCAGUCUGACCUCAGAAGAUCCAGUGACCAUGAUGGAUUCCAUUUUGAAUGAUAACAUUAAUCUUUUGGGAAAGGUUGAGCUGUUGGAUUAUCUUGACAGUAUUGAUUGCAGUUUAGAGGACUUCCAAGCCAUGCUAUCAGGAAGACAAUUUAGCAUAGACCCAGAUCUCCUGGUUGAUCUUUUCACUAGUUCUGUGCAGAUGAAUUCCACAGAUUACAUCAAUAAUACAAAAUCUGAGAAUAAAGGUCUAGAAACUACCAAGAAUAACGUAGUUCAGCCAGUUUCAGAAGAGGGAAGAAAAUCUAAAUCCAAACCAGAUAAGCAGCUUAUCCAGUAUACUGCCUUUCCACUUCUUGCAUUCCUCGAUGGGAACCCUGCUUCUUCUGUUGAACAGGCGAGUACAACAGCAUCAUCAGAAGUUAUGUCCUCUGUAGAUAAACCCAUAGAAGUUGAUGAGCUUCUGGAUAGCAGCCUAGACCCAGAACCAACCCAAAGUAAGCUUGUUCGCCUGGAGCCAUUGACUGAAGCUGAAGCUAGUGAAGCUACACUGUUUUAUUUAUGUGAACUUGCUCCUGCACCUCUGGAUAGUGAUAUGCCACUUUUAGAUAGCUAAAUCCCCAAGAAGUGGACUUUACAUGUAUAUAUUCAUCAAAAUGAUGAACUAUUUAUUUUAAAGUAUCAUUUGGUACUUUUUUUGUAAAUUGCUUUGUUUUGUUUAAUCAGAUACUGUGGAAUAAAAGCACCUUUUGCUUUUCUCACUAACCACACACUGUUGCAAAGCUUUCAGAUGUUACUCAGCUGCAUCGGUAACAGAUUUAAUGCACAUUAUUGGCAUAUCUUUAAGUUGGAUUCAAAUGGCCAUUUUUCUCCAAUUGUGGUAAAUUGGAUUUCUUUCUUUUUUUUUUAUUUUUUUUUUUUACAAAUAUGACCAUUAACCUCAGUUAAAUUUUUGUUUUCUUGUUUGAUGCUGUCUGUUUGCAUUGAGUGUAAGUCAUUUGAACUAAUGGUAUAACUCUUAAAGCUUUCUCUGCUCCAGUUAUUUUUAUUAAAUAUUUUCCACUUCGCUUAUUUUUAAAAACUGGGAACAUAAAGUGCCUGUAUCUUGUAAAACUUCAUUUGUUUCUUUUGAUUCAGAGAAAUUCAUUUAUGUUCAAAGAAGUUUAUUUAUAUUCAAUGGUAAAGACAAAGUGUACAUGAAUGCUCACUGUCUGAUAGGGUUCCAGCACCAUAUAUGUAGAAAGAUGUGGGGGAUGGGAUGGAGUCAGUGCCAUCCACUUAGUUGGACUAGUUUUAAGUAAAGGUUUUCUGGUUUGUGUUUUUUUGAACCAUACUGUUUAGUAAAAUAAAUACAAUGAAUGUUGAGAA
Callithrix jacchus (white-tufted-ear marmoset) is the source of this 5384-nucleotide messenger RNA. It is a transcript of the gene HSF2, whose product is annotated as heat shock transcription factor 2. The record is from RefSeq and is a predicted model, not a curated record. Gene Ontology annotation, biological process: regulation of DNA-templated transcription. Gene Ontology annotation, molecular function: sequence-specific DNA binding; DNA-binding transcription factor activity. NCBI's taxonomy places the organism in Eukaryota, Metazoa, Chordata, Mammalia, Primates, Cebidae.